AUGCCGCAGCGGCCCGUGGCGUACACGGCCAAGUACGAGUGCCCCGAUGAGAACUACAUUGCGACGCAGGAGCGCCAGCACAUGGACGACGUCCACGACCAGCACCUGCGCGAGAUGCGUCCGAUGAUCUCCAAGGACUUGACGCACGACUUUGUCCGGUCGGACGCACCCAACAAGAAGCGGCUCGCGCUCGAGCACGAGCGCCAGAUGGAGAUUUCCCUUGAAAACAACAUUCUGAUCGACAAGAUGCAGCGCAUUAUGGUGCGGAAGGAGCGGCUUAGCCACUUUCCAGACGUGCCAAAGGCGUCGAUGCCCAAACCGUCCAACGCACCGAUGCGUGAGCGCGUCCAGAGCCAAAUCAAGAGCGAGAACGCCGCGAUCAAGUCUCACCUCGCUCACGUCAAGGGCACGUACAACGUCGCCACUUGGGCCAAAGAAGCUGAGCAGACCAACCGGCUGGUGCAGCAAAUCUCCAAAGUGCCACGGCGCGCCAAGACCAAGCAGCGCCGAAAGCGGCAGCCGAGGGCCGACGUCGACGCGACCCAGCUCGACGACUUUGAGUUCCUCGUGCUCACCAAGACCGACACGGGGCUGCCGAUGCGCACGGCCAAAGAAAUUCGCACCCACAUCCAAAGCAAACUGCCCUCGAUUCACCAAAAGGCAGCGAUGUACAUGCCAUCAUCAUCUCCAGGGCGACCCAACCCGUUUGAGAUCCCUCGACGACCGUUCGAGUAG
This is a messenger RNA of Saprolegnia parasitica CBS 223.65, 735 nucleotides long. RefSeq lists its product as hypothetical. Bases 1 to 735 code for a protein of 244 amino acids. The record is from RefSeq and is a predicted model, not a curated record. Lineage: Eukaryota; Oomycota; Saprolegniomycetes; Saprolegniales; Saprolegniaceae. The transcript has 3 exons.